This is a messenger RNA of Arachis ipaensis, 1649 nucleotides long. Its product is annotated as metal transporter Nramp3.2. Gene Ontology annotation, cellular component: vacuolar membrane. Lineage: Eukaryota; Viridiplantae; Streptophyta; Magnoliopsida; Fabales; Fabaceae. The record is from RefSeq and is a predicted model, not a curated record. Gene Ontology annotation, molecular function: manganese ion transmembrane transporter activity; cadmium ion transmembrane transporter activity. Gene Ontology annotation, biological process: defense response to bacterium; manganese ion transport; positive regulation of reactive oxygen species metabolic process.
CCCCGCCGUUCUCAUGGAGGAAGCUAUGGCUAUUCACGGGCCCGGGCUUUCUCAUGAGCAUAGCGUUCUUGGACCCAGGGAACCUGGAAGGAGACCUGCAGGCCGGUGCCAUUGCGGGGUACUCGCUGCUGUGGCUGCUCAUGUGGGCCACAGCCAUGGGCCUGCUGAUCCAGCUGCUGUCGGCCCGGCUCGGCGUGGCAACGGGCAGGCACCUCGCGGAGCUUUGUCGGGAGGAGUACCCGACGUGGGCUCGGAACGUGCUGUGGGUUAUGGCUGAGGUGGCACUUAUUGGUUCUGAUAUUCAGGAGGUUAUUGGUAGUGCUAUUGCUAUAAGGAUCCUUAGUAAUGGCUUUGUGCCUCUUUGGGCUGGAGUCACCAUAACUGCUCUUGAUUGUUUUGUUUUUCUUCUUCUGGAGAAUUAUGGUGUGCGGAAACUGGAAGCUGUUUUUGCUGUUCUCAUUGCGAUAAUGGCGGUUGCCUUUGCAUGGAUGUUUGGUGAAACAAAGCCCAGUGGCAAGGAGUUGCUUCUUGGUAUUUUGAUUCCGAAGCUUAGCUCUAGAACUAUACAGCAGGCUGUUGGAGUUGUGGGCUGCAUUAUUAUGCCUCAUAAUGUGUUCUUGCACUCUGCGCUUGUUCAAUCAAGGAGGGUUGAUCACCGGAAUAAAGGCCGAGUUCAAGAAGCUCUUAAUUAUUACUCAAUAGAGUCCACCAUGGCCCUUAUAGUCUCCUUUGUUAUUAAUAUAUUUGUCACAACCGUUUUUGCUAAGGGGUUUUAUGGUACGGAACUAGCAAACAACAUUGGUCUUGUAAAUGCAGGACAGUAUCUUCAGGAGAAGUAUGGGGGUGGACUAUUUCCAAUACUGUAUAUAUGGGGUAUUGGGUUAUUAGCAGCAGGACAAAGUAGCACUCUUACGGGUACCUAUGCAGGUCAAUUUAUCAUGGGGGGUUUCCUAAAUUUAAGGUUGAAAAAAUGGAUGAGAGCACUAAUUACACGAAGCUUUGCAAUUAUUCCAACUAUGAUAGUUGCUCUUAUUUUCGACACCUCUGAGCAAUCGUUAGAUGUUCUGAAUGAGUGGCUUAAUGUUCUUCAGUCAGUUCAAAUCCCCUUUGCACUUAUUCCCUUGCUUUGUUUGGUGUCAAAGGAGCAGAUAAUGGGAAGUUUCAGAAUUGGCCCCGUCCUCAAGGAUGGACUGAUGGAGGUAAUUCAGAAGCAGCUACUUGGUUUUUUCUGUCCUGCAGUUUAGGCAACCGACAAGUUAGAACUGAUGUGAAUCCUUAGUCUCCUUUGCAAUAAAGAAUUUAGAGUCUGCUUCUGACGAAACUAACGGAAGCACAAUUUUACUAUCCUGUCUUGAGAAAUUAAAGGGGAGGUGUUGUGUGUCUAGAGAACCAGUUUCACUACUCUAAAAUGCCAAACUCAAUAUUAUUUAUACUUGUUAUUUAUUUAUUUAUUUAUUUUCAUCAUGGUGUGUUCAAUAUCUUAUAUUAUGCAAUUCAGUUUAUUGGAUAAUCCCGCAGUUGGAAAUUGCAUGAAAUUCCAUAAUUGGCAUGAGUCAUAUGCCAAACAUCUAGAAUGUUGUUUGUGUUAUCUUGUAGAUGAAAUUGUACUUUUAUGCUCACUUAAUUGAAGUUUGUGUCAGUUGCCUGAA